Messenger RNA from Parathielavia appendiculata, 5202 nucleotides. RefSeq lists its product as uncharacterized. The transcript has 4 exons. The record is from RefSeq and is a predicted model, not a curated record. The coding region runs from base 1 to 5202 and encodes 1733 amino acids. Gene Ontology annotation, cellular component: nucleus; chromatin. Gene Ontology annotation, molecular function: ATP binding; histone binding; DNA binding. Lineage: Eukaryota; Fungi; Ascomycota; Sordariomycetes; Sordariales; Chaetomiaceae. Gene Ontology annotation, biological process: chromatin remodeling.
AUGGCAACCUCGAACGGUUUGCCAAGUUCCGAGGACGGGCUGUUCGUCGACGGGGCAAGGACAGAAGCAGCGCCAUUCACCUUCCAAUACGAUCUCAGCGAUAAGGAUGCGCCGGAUCCCUUGAACCUGGACAAAAUCGCCCGAGAGUCGCCCGUAACGCUCACUGGGGCAUCAGAUACCCCACCCAUUGUCGAUACAGAAGAACUUUCGUUGGCGGCGAUGAGGGAAAGGCAAACAAACGGCAUUACGAAGCAGCCCGCCGACAAGCCUGGGAAUCGCAUCGUACCCGUUAGCAUCGAAGUUCGCUUGCCAUGGUUGCCACCCGCCCGACGAGCAGAAUACCAGAAAGUCAGAGUCGAGGACUAUCAGCCGGAAAAGGAGUACUCUAGAACGCGGAGGAGAAGACGUCAGGAUGACGUCUAUGACGACUAUGCCGAGCAGUUCGGCACGAGAAAGAGGAAGCGUCUUGAUGAUGAUUACGGCAGCUAUGAUGAGUUUGAGGUGAACUCUGAUGAAGAGGACGUCCAGGACGCCCGUGCCGCUCGCCGGAGACCGGGUACGAUUGACGGUUUUUUGGAAGCCCGCAACGGGCGGCGCAGCACACGUGCGAGCACCCGCGCCAAUUCCCUUCUUGCAUCUGACGAAGGUGAGAAUGGGAGCUUAGCAGGGUCAGGGCGGCCGCGGCGGUUGCGCCCUAGAGCCAGCGUGGGUUUCAAUCAAAAUCACGGUUCGCACUACGACGACCGAGACGAACUCCAAGACUCGGAUGGGGCCCGCGGCGACCCGUCAUUCUCCUUCGUUCAAUCCGACAUCGUCCAGACGAAGCGGAGGCGGCUUAGGAAGCUGUCAGCUAGGACGAAGCCCGGUCCUCGCGGCGGUUUGCAGCUGGUCGAGGACUCGGACAUCGAAUUCGAGUCGCGACGCCGCUCAUCGCGUGCCGGCAGGGCGACCAAGAACAUGACAGACAAAUAUUCCGACGACGAUGAGAUCUAUUACCGGCUCGAGGAAGAGCGAGCACCAGCUGCCCCGAAAGCCGUCAGCAUGCGCGAAGUUUUCCAGCCGGCUUCGUAUGAGUUUAAGGAAGUUCAUCGGACCAUCUGCGAGUCGUGCGGCUACGGAGACGACCGGAACAAGGGGGCUCUGAUACCUUGCCAGGGCUGCUCCAAUUCCUACCACAAACUCUGCCUUGGCGUCCGGAGCGUCCGAGAACACCGGGUGACAAAGGUUGGCCCGGACUCGUUCGUGAUGCAAUGCCGGUUCUGCAUCUGCACCUACAAGCACAAGGACGUUCAGGCUCCCAGCCACGACAUCUGCCAAGGGUGCCACACCAAGAAUCAGUCGUGCGUGCCUUUCUCAGAGCGGAAGACGGUCAAACAGGAGGAGGCGCUGCGCAAUGAAAACGGCGGCGUCGACCCCAUAACCCCCGUUGACACGAAGCUUGUCAACAAUCCGGACAAUGUGAUGUUUCGGUGCUGCCGCUGCCAUCGCGCUUGGCACUAUGAGCAUCUGCCACACCCAAACAAGUCUCGGGAUCCCGCCAUCGACGACCCGCUCCAUCUGCGCAAGCAUCGUCGCGAGGAAUACCAGAUUACAUGGACUUGCAAGACGUGCCAGGACACGGAAGAGGAAAAGAUUGACAAGGUGGUCGCUUGGCGGCCGCUGAAUCCCAGCGCAUAUACCAAGGGUCAGUGGAUUACUGACUUUGACGAGGACAGCCUUGAGUACUUGCUCAAGUGGCAGCAUAAGUCCUACAACCACUGCAUGUGGGUGCCUGGAGCCUGGUUCUUUGGCGUCGCUAGUGCCGUCAUGCGGCAGUCGUUCAUCAAGCGAACAUUCGGAGAGCGCUCUGAUGAGGGCAUCGAUGGAGAGAGGCAGCAUGCCGACAACCUCCUAAGGUGGACCGAGAAGGACGCGAUUCACGACUCGUGGAUCACGCCCGACAUCAUCCUUGAUGUCCACCAAGCGCCGCGGUCGUCUCUGGAUGAAAAGCGCUACAAGGCCAAGUCGGUCAAGGACAAGUUUGAAGAUGACCUGAGUCGAAUCCAUCACAUCAUCAAGAUCUAUGUCAAAUUUGAAGGCUUAGGCUAUGAUGAUGCCGUCUGGGACACGCCUCCGGCUCCUGAUGCGGGGCCGAUAUACGAUGCUUUUUGCGCGGCUUAUUACGAGUACCUGAACGGCAAGCACUUCAGGCCAGAGCCUUACUCCAAGAUGAAGGAGCGGAUCGAGGAGUUCCGCCAGCGGGUCUUCGCUCCUGGCAUCGAGGUCAAAGAGCAGCCCAAAGGCCUCCGUGGUGGCAAGUUGAUGGAAUAUCAACUUGAGGGCCUCAACUGGAUGCUAUACAACUACCACCACGAGAGGAGCGUAAUUCUUGCCGACGAAAUGGGCCUCGGCAAGACGGUUCAGGUUGUCGCCCUGCUUUCGAGUUUCAUCCAGGAUGACCCCAAGAUCUGGCCAUUCCUCGUCGUGGUGCCCAAUGCAACCUGCCCCAACUGGCGCCGCGAGAUCAAGAAGUGGGCUCCCGAUCUGCGCGUUGUGGCCUACUACGGUGGAAGGGUCUCUCAGUCGCUAGCGCUCCAGUACGAGCUGUUUCCCAAUGGAACCCGGGAAAUGAAGGCUCACGUGGUCAUCAUGUCCUAUGACUCGGCCAAGGACAAUGACACGCGCUCGCGGUUUGCCGGCACGAAGUGGGCGGGCCUAGUCGUCGACGAGGCCCAGGCCCUCAAAAACGACGAAAACAAUCUAUACAGGGCUCUCAAUAGCUUGCGCAUCCCGUUCAAGCUGCUGCUUACCGGGACGCCCCUGCAAAACAACAAGCGGGAAUUGUUCAACCUCCUCCAGUUUGUCGACCCAGCCAUUAAGGCAGAGCGCCUGGAUGAGCAGUUUGGAGAGAUCACGUCGGAGAAUUUGCCUGCGCUCCACAACCUGAUCCGCCCUUACUUCCUCCGCCGGACGAAGGCCAAGGUCCUCACAUUCUUGCCGCCAAUGGCGCAGAUCAUCGUCCCGGUGAGCAUGAGUGUUCUGCAACAGAAGCUCUGCAAGUCCAUCAUGGAGCGUAAUCCUGAGCUCAUCCGCUCCAUUCUUGUGCAGAGCAAGGUGAAGGUUAGUGAUCGUGGCAGCCUCAACAACAUAUUGAUGCAGCUUCGCAAAUGCCUGUGUCAUCCGUUUAUCUACAGCCAGGCCAUUGAGGAUCGCACGAGCUCGCCGGAGCUCGCGAGGCGCAACCUCAUCGAGGCUUCUUCGAAGCUUAUGCUUCUGGAGAUCAUGCUGCCCAAGCUCAAGGAGCGUGGCCACCGCGUUUUACUGUUCAGUCAGUUCUUGGACCAACUGACAAUCCUGGAGGAUUUCUUGGCCGGCAUGGGCCUGAGGCAUGAACGUCUGGACGGCACCCAGUCGUCGAUGGAGAAGCAGAAGAGGAUUGAUGCCUUCAAUGCUCCCGACUCGGACAUCUUCGCCAUGCUGCUCUCCACGCGUGCGGGCGGCGUGGGAAUCAACCUCGCCACCGCCGAUACAGUCAUCAUUCUCGACCCCGACUGGAACCCGCACCAGGAUAUCCAGGCUUUAUCCCGUUGCCACCGUAUUGGCCAGCGCAAGAAGGUGCUGUGCUUCCAGCUGAUGACCGUGGACUCGCCGGAGGAGAAGAUCCUCCAAAUCGGCCGCAAGAAGCUUGCUCUGGACCAUCUUCUAAUCGAAACCAUGGAUAACGAAGAGGACGCGCCCAACGACGUCGAGUCCGUCCUCAAACACGGCGCUGCGGCUCUGUUCGGUGAAGGCAACAAAAAGGAGGCCAUCACGUACGAUUCGGCUGCUGUGGACAAACUCCUAGACCGGUCCAUCAUGGAAGAGACCAAAACUGACGAAAAUAAGUCGGCCGAGUCGGCCUUUGCUUUUGCUCGUAUCUGGGCCAACGAUGAGGGUGCGCUUGCGGAUGAUAUUGUCGAGACGGAGCCGACUAUCAACCUGAGUGUGUGGGAUCAGAUCCUGCAGCAGCGUGCGGAGGAGGCGCGGAAGCAGGCAGAGCGGGCCAUGGAGACGCUCGGCCGUGGAGGGCGCCGCCGUGGAGCCGCCAACUACGCUGGGCCCCGGUUCGAGUUUGACGAAGGCCAGGAUGCCGCGGCAGGAGACAGUGACCAUGCAGAUGGCGACGGCGAAUUCGUAGGCACCGAUAAGAGCGAGGCAGAGUCGAGCGAUGAGGAAACUGCCGUGAUGGGUGAGUCGACGCCGGUCGGAGCUAACUUACACAAGGGACAGGGCAAAUCACAAGGGCCCUCAAACUUGGAGCGAGACUCCCAAAAAAACGCGGGCAAGAAAGCCCGCCGCGACGCCCGCAACGCCAAAGGCCAAGACACCACGGCCGCAGUCCUCCGGCCGCCGCCAGGCCAAGACGUCGCUCAGCACGCCGACAAAGCCGGCCGGCCGCGCAAAAACAAAGACGCCAGCGCGCCGAGCAAACACCAGCAGCAGCAGCAAAUUGCCCCUGCGCCAGCUCGAGCUGGAGCAGGAGCAGGACCAGGCCGUCCCAACGGAACCCACGCAGCAACAACAGUCCCCGGAGGAGGAGCAGCAGUCCAACCAGGCAAGGGCCCCAGCAUCCGACCCGGCAAGAACCACAUCCAAGUCGUCCUGCCCUCCGGCAAGCUCGGCUGGACCCUCACAGACCUAGGCCCGGACGCCGAAGUCGUCGCUGCCCUCGCUGCUGGGACCCCUACCACCCGGCAGUCUCAUACCCCGAUCCCCGUCCCGGUAGUCCCCUCGAUGGGCCCUCUCCCUGCCCGUCGUCCUGCUCCUGGUACUGCUGCUCAAACUAGUAUCUCCACUAGCGCGAUUCCGGUUCCAAUUCCGGUUUCUUCUUCUGCUCCUACUCUGUUGGGGCCUGGGCUGCAAGUCCAGCAGCCAGAGGUGGUGCCGCUGCAGAGGUUGUGCAUUGUAUGCGGGUACAUGCACCCGGAGACGUGGGACUGUCCUGAGAUGCAGUCAGAGGCGAGGCUGCGGCUGGCUAUGGACAGGCUCAAGAAGGCUGUUGCUAGUUUUGCUGUUAUUGGGCAGGAAGGCGGUGGUGGUGGUGCUGGUGGUAGGGGGGAGGGGUUGAUCGUGGUGAAUGGGAGGAGGAUGGGGUCUGGGGAGGUGAGCAGGGAGUGGGCGCGCUUGGGGGAGAAGUUGAGGCGGUUGAAGGCUGGGAAUGGGCAACAACAGCAGCAACAAUAA